AUGCCUACUAAGCGACCGGUGCCUUUGAGUGAUGCGGCUCUUGGGCAUAAAGGUGACACCAGCAAUGAGCUCGCAAUAGGCGAGACGAAUGCGGGUGUGCCGCUACCAGUAAAGAACACUUUCAUUGAUAUGCCAUCUGGUUUGACGCCGGUAAACUCUCCGAGCAAGGAUGCUCACCCGUCGAGCACAGCACCUGCACAGGUCCAUCUGAGGGAAGGGUGGGUUGACAGGGCCAUUGACCGGGGGACCCUGGAUGCUGUGGAAGAAACCGUAGAUUCGCCCGCCAAUGUCUCCAACAAGCCAGGUGUCUCCGGCCUGUCAUCGACAACUGCUGCCCAACGGCCUGGAAGCUUCGCGGCGAGUGCUCCACUCAUGACGCCUUCGCCGACUGGCCAGUCGAUGUUUGGGGAAUCGAGGUAUCAGCUCUUUGGGGGGCCACCGCCUCCUAUCCAAGAAGCACUUGGACCACCUCCGGGCCCUGAGCUGGGCCAGCCUUGUCGGCAGGGUGCUCCCACCCCGGGCCUUGGUGACCCUUCGGACCCGCAUCGGCUGCUGCUAUCAGUGCCUCCGCCUAGUCAGGCACCUCCUCCGCAACAUCAUCUUCCGCCAUUGUAUGCUGGAGGUUUCGGCGGAGCCCCACCCUAUUACGAUUACAACUUCCUUGGACCCCCAGGAGCACGAAUAUCCGAGCCUUUUGGAGUUCAAGACUUUGCUCGCCGGAAUUCGCUGGAAAAAGACAGUGAUGACGACGACGACUCAGAGGCCGAGCGACGACAGGCGUUGCUGGCAGCUGCCGGCAUGACCGUCGAGAAUGCACCCAAGCCGCCACCUGGGGCGGAACACCCGUCACUGGGAUCAGCUUUUCACGACAAUGGGAGCUGCAAAAGAUGCUGCUUCUUUCCGCGAAACAGGUGUCUGAAUGGGUACGAAUGUGAAUUUUGCCACUACGAGCACGAGAAGCGGAAGCGAAAAAACAAGAAGAAUAAGAAGAAAAAGGCUGGCGAACAUGCGGAGGACUACUACUCGGCCGAUGCUGUUUCACACAUGCCUGACCUUGGUUGGCAGCCGGCACCGGCACACCAUGCGCCACCCUUGCCCUUGCCGCACCCGCAAGCCGUGCCACCUGAAUAUCCCGAGUAUGUGGAUGGACCGCUGACAUACCAGUGGACCGAUGGCACGGUUGGGCAAACCCCUCCGCCCCCAAUCAUCCCAGGCUAUGAACGUCUGGUGACUGUUGCAGUCCAAAGGGUGCAAAGAGCCACGGCGCCUCAUAGGGAAGGACCUGCGCUCGCCACAAAUCCGCCACCGAACCCCAACCAGUAUGAUGCCUAUGACCGCACCAGCCCCGCUUAUCAUCCCUACGACGUUCCAGCAGCCCGGCCAGCAUACCGUCACCCGCACCCUGCACACCACCCGCACACCCUGCCACCUCCACAUGCGCAUCCACAUGCCCCACACCCAUUGCCGGUACCGGUGCAUGGCCUGGACCCGGCUGCAGCGCCCUGGCACCCCCCACCAUUCCCAUCAGCAGCAAGCAAUGGCGCGGUGAGCCCCGACAUCAUGUCCUACCCCCCACCAUCGCAGCCCCUUGAAGAUCCCAGGCCGCUGGCCACCAUUGAGGAGGGCAUCCAAGAUCCAAGGCCCUUCGACUUGCUGACCGCCCCAGGCCCACAGACCCCGCAGCCUGGAAAGCCCAGCGACUCGCCCAGCGAAAAGCCCAGCGACAAACCCACAAAGCCCCUCGUGGCGCCCAUCACACCUAUCAAGGUGGAGAAAGUCGCUGGCCAGGGAGAUGGCCCCAAUAUGCCUCCACCUGACCAGUCGCCGAAACUGAGCAACGACUUAAUGGCAUCCCUUCAGCAGGAUCCGCCCCCACCUGAUGAGAGCCCCACGUGA
Messenger RNA from Symbiodinium natans, 1896 nucleotides. Lineage: Eukaryota; Dinophyceae; Suessiales; Symbiodiniaceae. The record is from the annotation of a GenBank genome assembly.